GAGCCGUCGUCGAGGCAACAUCUCUGCCAGUCGUCCGCGAGUGAAUCGACAUAACGAUAUCGCGUUUCGUGUUCAGUGCAGUGCCAGUGACACGGAAAUGUUACGCUUGUGAUCUCAUAAAAAUAUUAUAAUGGCAUUAAAAAAGGAUUUCGACAUACCAGUGAAUGUUUUCAAACAGAUUAAGUUGCCCAAACCCGCGAAGAUACAGCAGGCUUUCGAGAAGUUUUUCAAGAAGAAUAACUACACUAAAAUAGUGCAAAGUUAAUUAGUUAAACGUAGCUUUAUAGGUUAAAUGGCUGGUGAAGUUAGUGAAAAUAUAAGUAGAAGUAGCAGAAAAAAAUCCAAUUUCACUGUAACAGAACCGCCCGAUCGCAAAUCGCCUAACUUUAUAACGGAACACGUUGAAUUUGUUGGUAAAGGUAUUAUCAAAACGCCCACUAAUAAAAAUAGAAGAAGCAGAAGUAGAAGUGGUAGUAGGAUCACCCCAACUGUUCUCAGCUUAUCUGAUGAUUAUUUUUACGAGGAUUUAGAAGAUUACGUUAAAGAAAUGUCUGCGUCUACAACAAUGGAUGCCAGUGGUGAACAGGAUGUGUGGAGUCAGCUCCAACAGAAGGAGUCUGAUCUGUUGCUGGCGGCAGAGCUGGGAAAGGCACUGCUAGAGAAGAAUGAGGAGUUGAAGAAAGAACAGGAACGCAUAGCAGAGGAAUACUCCAAGAAGUUAGAGGCGUUGGAGCAAGAGAAACACCUCCUCCGACGCCGACUGGACACCGAGCAGGGGGAAUACGAAGCCAGGCUGCUGGAAUUACAGAAUGACAUUAAGGAGCUCACUGCUAAGAUCGGCACCAGGGACACUUCAGUUAAACAGCGUGAUGAAGAAAAAGCCAGCUUAAUAGCUGAACUCACGGCACAGAACUCCCGCCUCACCGUACAGUUGAAAGAGUCGUCAGCUACCGAGGCGCAACUCUUGGCGCAGUUGGAAGCAUUAAAAGACCAAUGCACAAUUAGAAAAACUAGCUUACAGGAUCAUGUUCAAAGUCUUGAAUCGCUCAAGUCAGAGUUGGCCCUAAUGAGCGAUAAGAGAGCUGAACUCGAGAGACGUUUGACAUCUUCCCUCCGCGACAAGGAUGGCCUUCACCAGCAGCUUGAAGAAGCGAAUGACAGAAUUGCAGCUCUGGAGAGACAGUUGAAAGAACAGGAACAUCUGUACCAAAACACUCUCAAAGAACUGGAACGUCUUCAAAGGUCGCACGACACUCUCGCCGAACGCGUGGGUGUCGAUGCUGUAGACACUACGGAUACAGCCAGGUCACUGCACGCGGAAAUGGAGGCGGAGCCAGAAGAAGACGACAACUGGCUACGCAGUGAAGCAGUUCAAGUCUUCAAACAGCUGAGAUCGUUAGCCUUGCAGUUGAAUACAGGACAUGAUGACGAUUCAGGUCUACAUUCAGAUCUGUCCCUGUCGUCUCUGGAUGGUGAUGAGAGCGAAACAUUACGACGUGGUGCGCUCGCUGCAGCCUGUGCAGACGCAGUUGCCGCUUACGCAACACUGGAAGGGUCACGCGUGAGGGACUCAAUCGCUGCGCACGCACGUCGUUCACUAGAAAGGGAGAGGCAGAUUGACGAGAAGAACGAAAUAAUAGCUGAUCUAUCAUCUAAGUUAUCAGUGGCAGAGGUUGAACUUCGUGCGGCCGCUGAAGAGAGGGAUAAACUUCUUAACGAUGCCAACUACAACAGCCUGCAAAACGAUGAAGCCGUUACAAAGGCCAGGCAAGAGAGGGACGAAGCUAUUGAAAGAAAGAAGGCCGUGGAGGUGGCACUGGCGAAGACCAGAGUUGAGCUGAUGCAGGCCAACAGCCAGCUGUACGAGGCUGUUCGGCAGAAGAUCGAUCUAGGACAGCAACUGGAACAGUGGCAGAUGGACAUGCAGGAACUGAUCGAUGAGCAAAUGAAGACCAAGCUGACGACCCAGGAGAAGCGCAGGAAGCUCCCUGCGCCGGCCGCUCCGACGAGGACCUCCAGGAUCCUAGGAUUUUUUCAACGGUGAUCUGCUGUACCCGACUCUUGGUGCAACUCUCUCAAGCCAUAAAUAAAAACACCGCCACCAUUUUAUAUCUAUUUAUUAUAAAACAUCACGACGUAAACAUUAUACCCGCUGCGUUGAGCGUUUUUACACCAUUGUACAAAAAUAAUUUAUCAUCUGUAGUCCUCGUGGCCGCCAUCUUGUUUCGAACGGAUGCGAUCGGUAUUGCCGCGUUUUUAGGAUAUAGCCUAAUUUUAUUUUUAAAACCGUGUGAUGUUUACACAUUUGCAGUGAUAGUUAGUGUCUUAAUUAGAUUGUUGAUAGUUACUUUACGUGUAAUUUUUAAUGUUUUACUGAGUUUUAUAUAGAUAAUGAGAUUCGUAGGUUACUGCACUCUAGUGGCUGUUUAGUAUUUGUCUUCGAUUUGGGCAUUCCGUACAAAAAUACAUUAAAAUUAAGAAACAUAGCAUUCCUUUUUUUAAAUCAUUUUAUAUAUAUGGGCGGAUAUGGUACAACAGAUUUUAAACCGGGGAAAUCCAGGAGUUCACACACAAACUAGUUUUAAUAUUUCGAAAUAAAUACCGAUAAACGAAUUAUGUAAAUAAUCACUCGAAACGAAACGCCAUUAAUAGUACUAAUCUAUUUUUUUUGCCAAUCCCCCAUUUUCUUUAACUCACGUCAGCCAUCUUGUUAAUUUUAAGUGCCUUUGAGUAUGAAACUCUACUCCAAAAAUAUUAUGUAAUUAAAAAAAAAAAAACGAAAAAUAACUGAACUUAAUAAGGUAAUCGUAUUUAUA
This is a messenger RNA of Vanessa atalanta (red admiral), 2816 nucleotides long. RefSeq names its product bicaudal D-related protein homolog. The coding region runs from base 293 to 2044 and encodes 583 amino acids. The transcript is spliced from 9 exons. The record is from RefSeq and is a predicted model, not a curated record. NCBI's taxonomy places the organism in Eukaryota, Metazoa, Arthropoda, Insecta, Lepidoptera, Nymphalidae.